This is a messenger RNA of Staurois parvus, 308 nucleotides long. The record is from the annotation of a GenBank genome assembly. Lineage: Eukaryota; Metazoa; Chordata; Amphibia; Anura; Ranidae.
UACUAUUCAAAAUCUGUUUCACUUCAUUCAGCUUCCUUUCUUCAGAAACUGUUGGAAGGUGUUCAGUCCUCAGUCCUAGUGCUAGCAUCCACAUUGAAGCCAUAUAGGGGGCACCAAGUAGUGGAUUGUCUAUAUUUGCCUAGUGUUUGUGAGCAGGGGCGGACUGGCCAUUGGGGAACUCUGGCACUGCCCGAGGGCCCGGGGUCAGUAGGGGGCCCCAUGAGAUGUCCCUGGUACCUUUCAUAGGCUUUUUUAGUGUGGGCAAGGACACAGGGGCCCCAUGAUCCCCAAUUGCCCGGGGGCCCCAU